UACACAGCCUUAGCCGAGCCGAGCUCCCUCUGUACACAGAAUGCCCACAUUAAUGACAAAGCAUGGAGUGCCUCUUGCAUGCCUACAGCUAACCGGUGGGGAGAGCCAGACGGUGGAUGCUAACGCAGGAUGCUAAAGGGGGAAGGUACGGAGUGACGAGCCGAUCUGUUUUCGGUCUGCCACGAGAGCCUUGGGGGCCCGUCGUCCGCCAUGGAGUUUGCGAGAGUUCAUUCAAAGUUCCGGAGGACGGUGCUGCUGGUGAUGCUGAUGUGUGAAUGUGGGGUACUCUGCUCAGAGACAUUAGACAGAUGUGCAUCCUCCCCAUGCCAGAAUGGAGCCACCUGUGUGGACGGCGAGGACAGCUAUCAGUGUCUCUGCCCCAGGGAAACAAUGUGGUACAUGGGCAAGGACUGCGAGGAGCUGUACGAUGCGUGCGCUUUCGCGGACUGUCCCAACUGCACCAGCACUCCAGGCACCAGGGACUUCAGCUGCGGCUGCCCGGCUGGUUUCGGAGGCACCAACUGCACAGUCAGAACCGGCGGUUGCGAGAGCGCCCCCUGCCGGGGGGCGAGGACGGAGUGCGUGGACGGCGAAGACGGCUACACCUGCCGCUGCCCCGGCGGCCACGGCGGAGAGGACUGCCGGACCGGCGUCGGCGCCUGCCUGGAGGAACCGUGCCUGAACAACGGCAGCUGCGUGGCGCUGCCGGACGGCGGCGGGCACCGGUGCCAGUGCGGGCCGGGGUUCGGCGGCCCGCGGUGCGAGGAAGACGUCGACGAGUGCCAGUCGCACCCGUGCCAGAACGGGGCCAUCUGCAUGGACCGCGCGAACGGCUACCAGUGCUUCUGCGUCCCCGGUUUCCAGGGGUACCACUGCGAGAUCGACAUCAACGAGUGCGCCUCGCGACCCUGCGAGAACAACGGGACCUGCGUUAACGAGAAGGACCGCUACAGCUGCGAAUGUCUGCUGGGCUACACAGGAGUGAACUGUGAGGUGGAGAUAGAUGAAUGUGAGUCUGACCCCUGCCGGAACGGAGCCACCUGCCACGACCACGUGGGCCUGUACGUCUGCCAGUGCCCGCCUGGCUUCGAGGGCCUCGACUGUGAGAUCGACAUCGACGAGUGUGAGAGCGCCCCCUGCCUCAACGAGGGCACCUGCAACGACCUGGUGGACAGCUACGAGUGUGACUGCAGUGACACAGGGUUCACAGGAGAAGCCUGUGAAGUGGACAUCCCAGAGUGCGCUUCGAACCCAUGCCAGAACAACGCCACCUGCCAGGAAGGGAUCAAGUCCUACAGCUGCCUCUGUUGGCCAGGUUAUGAAGGCGAUCACUGCGAGAUUGACAUUGACGAAUGUGCGGUGGAACCCUGCCAGAAUGGUGGCCACUGCUUUGAGCGCUCGAACAUGACGAACUACGGCAAGUUGCCUCAGUUGGACUGGCAGUUCAGCUAUGCAGACGCAGCUGGGCACCUGUGCGAGUGCCUACCUGGAUUCACAGGUGAAAACUGUUCAGUUAACAUCGACGAGUGUGAGUCUUCGCCCUGUCAGAAUGGAGCAAGCUGUGAGGACCUGGUCAACUCCUACAAAUGCAUUUGUCCAGCUGGCUACACAGGCACGGACUGCGAGACGGACAUCGACGAGUGCGAGAGCGGGCCCUGCCAGAACGGGGCGGAGUGCGAGGACGGCGUCGCCCACUACACCUGCCGCUGCCCCGCCCCCGCCGAGCCCGGGGAGGAGCCCUGGGGGGGCCGCGACUGCGACGUGCGCCUGGUGGGCUGCGCGGGUCACCGGUGCCAGAACGGCGCCACCUGCGCCCCCCUGCUGCGGGACGGUGAGCACGGGCACGCGUGCCUCUGCCCGCCCGGCUUCCGCGGGGACCUGUGCGACGCGCCCACCACCUUCUCCUUCUCCGCCCCGGGCUUCGCGACGGUGGAGACGGCGCACCCGAACCGGAGCUGGGGGGAGGCGGACCCCCAGGGGCCCGGCGUGAAGCUGCGGUUCCGCACCACCCUGCCGGACGGCGUCCUGUUCUACUGGGGCGGCGGCGGCGGUGAUGAUGGUGGUGGCGGCAGCGACGGCCUCCUCCUGGAGCUGGCAGGGGGGCGUCUCCGCGCCGAAGCCGUCUGGCAGGGCACGGAGCUGGCGGUGGCGCUCCCGGGCGCGGUCAGCGACGGCGGUUGGCGCGAGGUCGCCGUGGCUCUGGGCGAGACGCUGGUGCUGGAGGCGAGGGGGGCGGGCUGCGAGGGCGGGGACUGCAGGGCGGAGGCCGCCGCCCCCCCGGGCCACGCCCGCUUCCGCCCUCCGGACUUCUUCAAGCGGGCGACGGUGGGCGGGGUCCCGCCGGAGCACUGGAACGGCGAUGGGAGCGGGGCGGGGUUCGUGGGCUGCAUGCAGGACCUGCUGAUUGACGGCUGGCCCGUCCUACCCCAGGCCUUCUCCCUGAACCAGAGCCUGGAGCUGGGCUGCAACAAGACUGAGUGGUGCCACCUCGACCCCUGCUCCGGCCACGGAGACUGCGUCGACCUGUGGACCCGCUUCAGAUGUGAUUGCCACCGCCCCUUCCAUGGGCCCAGCUGUGCGGAGGAGUUUUCGAUGUGGACGUUCGCGCACGAGGACACGGAGAGCUUCGCCCGGUACGAGGUCGCCGGCGGCCAUGACAGCCACAACUUCAGCGUCUCCUUCUUCCUGCGUUCGCUCAAGCAGGAAGGCCUGCUCUUCCAGCUGAGGCGGGGCGGGCGCGCGCGCUUCACCGCCUUCCUGAGGGCGGGCGUGGUCGCCGCCAGCGGCCUGUACGGGCACAACGCCUCCAGCCAAAUUUCCGUCGCCACCGGGAAUAAGACGCUGCUGACGGUGGAGUUCCGGCGCGGCCUGGCCUCUGUCCGGCACGCCGAACAUCACGUCUCGCUGGCGGCCGUCGGCGUGGUGACGGUGAGAGCGGGGGACGCGUUGUACGUCGGAGGCCUCCCCGGGGGGAGCGGCGCGGAGCAGUGGGGGGGCUGCUUCAAGGGCUGCCUGCAGGACCUUCGUCUGGACGACGCGCGUCUGGCCCUGAACGAGCAGGACGCCGCGGAGGAGCCCGCCGCUGAGCUGAGCUACUUCCCAAACCGUACUGAGCAUGUGCAGAAGGGCUGCCUUAGUGACAACACCUGCCAGGCGGAGCCGUGUCGGAACGGAGGAGAGUGCUCGGUCGUGUGGAACGACUUCGCGUGCCGCUGCCCGCUGAACUUCACCGGGAGGACGUGCGAGACGCGCGUGUGGUGCGUCAGCGACCCCUGCGUCAUGGGCGGCCGCUGCGUGGACCUGCCCGACGGCUACGAGUGCCUGACCAACGGCACGUUUGAAGACAACGACCUGCAGUUCAGGGCCAACGGCUCCCUGGUGGGCCCCGUGACGAACGUCUCCCUGUGGCUGCGGACGCGGGAGGAGAACGGCGUGCUGCUGAGGGCCCGGAGCGGGGCGGAGCUCUUCUGCGUGGGCCUGCUCAACUCCUCCGUCCUGGUGAAGAUCAGCAGCGGGAACAGCCUGGAGCUGCUGGCCUUCGCCAGCGACCAGCUGGUGGCCGACGGCGACUGGCACCGCGUGGAGGUCUCCAUGGCGGACCCCAGGCAGGCCGCGUCGCGCUGGACGGUGGCCGUGGACGGGCGGGACGGGGGCGGGAGCCUGGGCGCCGCCGGCAACCUGGACUUCCUGAACGAGUCCUGGGUGCGGCUGGCGGAGAACUUCACGGGCUGCCUGGGGGAGGUGCGGGUCGGGGGGGUCUACCUGCCCUUCGUCCCCGACGGGGGGAGCCCCCCGCCGCAGCAGGCCCGCUUCCUCCGGGAGGGGGGCGAGGACGUGCGGCUGGGGUGCGCGGGGCCCCCCGUCUGCGCGUCGGGGCCCUGCCUGAACGGCGGGGCGUGCGAGGACCUCUUCCACCUGUUCGGCUGCUCGUGCGCGGCGGGCUGGGAGGGGCCGCGGUGCGAGCGGGACGCCGACGACUGCGCCGCCGGGCCCUGCGUCCGCGGCGCCUGCGUCGACCGGCUGGCCGACUUCGGCUGCGACUGCCCGCCCGGGUACGGGGGCAAGCGCUGCCAGGAGGACCUGGACGAGUGCCGGGGGCACGGCUGCCGGAACGGGGGCACCUGCGUGGACGGGGUGGCCCGCUACACCUGCGUCUGCCCGCACAACUUCACCGGGCCCCUCUGCGAGUGGAGUUUCCCCCCCUUGCAGUGCGGUCAGGACCCGCCGUGCGAAAACGGGGGGGUCUGCAGUGACGGGAUCUGGGGGACCAACUGCACCUGUGUAGCCGGCUACUCGGGGGACAGGUGUGAGGUAGAGGUUGACGAGUGCGAGUCGAACCCCUGCCAGAACGGCGGAUCCUGCCUGAACAGACUCAACAGGUUCCAGUGCGUGUGCGCGGCGGGCUUCGUCGGCCCGCAAUGCGAGAACGUCAAGCAGCCACAGAAAUUUCAGGUCUCCCUGCUGGUGGUGGCGGUCCCGCUGGCCUGCUGCUGCCUGCUGCUGGCCGCCAUCGGCCUGGUCUUCAUGGUGAUGACGGCGCGGAAGAAGCGCCAGUCGGAGGGCACCUACAGCCCCAGCCAGCAGGAGGUGGCGGGGGCGCGGCUGGAGAUGGACAGCGUCCUCAAGGUGCCCCCCGAGGAGCGGCUGAUCUGACGGCGCGGGCGGGGAGAGGGGGGCGAGGGUGGGGGAGGCGCGGUGGGUCCUCGAGGAGGAGCGGAACGCCGUUCUGCUCCACACUGGGAGUUCCUCUGGCCCUUUGAACUGAGGCAGGUGGAAAGAUGGAACAGCUGCUGGGAGGGAAAAACAAAUACGGUUCCCAGUUAAACUGAAAACUUUCCAUGGACUCUUCUGCCACAUUGAUACCACCGCCACCCUCCCCCCCUUCUCUGGCUCUGAGGUGGGUAAGCGGGUCCAUGCCCUACCCGCUGUUCAUUUGUACCCAUUUCACCCCCAACGUGGGCUGUACCAAGGAGACACUGAUCUCAGACUGCUGAAGAAGGGAGACUGAAUUCAGACCAACCCCCACUGUUGUUUUCAUUGCGUUUCGCUGAACAUCGUAUCCUGUUCUGUCCUGGUCUUUGUGCGAGGACCUUUCUACACUGGAAUUCGCUCUCUAAGAGUCAUUAACGAGGACCCUCAUCUCUGGUACACACUUCAGCACCCUUAGUGUGUACACAGUAGCAGGUGGCUAGCUUUUAGCUGCCCCCUGCAUCCAGGCAUCAGGACAAAGCCACAAAAUCUUGCUCCUUUUUUCCCCUACCUGUAAUGUGAGUUCAUUGUGUGACAAUUUUACACAGCUUUUAUUUGUUCGUAUGACUGUGUCAUGCUGAGAUAUUAUAACGUUACUGUGAAAGAGGUAAAUUGCCCCAAACAACAGAGGUGCACUGGUUUGGCUCUGUGCUAAUUUAGAAUCUAAUUGUAAUUUAACUAUACCCUGUUGUGCAGUCCUGCCACCCCGUUCCCCCAAACGAUAGUGUUGUGUUUAAAGACAAAAAGAAAUCAACUAUGAAUAAUUUCCAAGAAAUCUGACAUCUCCGUCUUUGAUGUGCCAACUAAAGACCUGAGUAGUUUAUUUAUUUAUUUCUCUUUGAGGAUGACAGAUGAUUUCCCUCACCGUGUAAGCGAAGACCUGUAUUCAAGCAGUGGGGCGCCUUUUGUCUAUUUGACACUCCAGCCUCCAGACAAUAAUGAGGCUAAAGAGCUGAGAAGCAUGCAAGCUACAUACAGUAUCUCUGCAGAUAGUAGUGGAAUAACAGACAUCUGAGUAUUCAUCUCAUUUCCUUUCUAACUACUGAAAAAUAUCUUUUUUUUUUGUCUUAAAUACUAGCAUAGAAUUGUAUUUAUCUUUUAGCUGUUAGCUGUUGGUACCAGCUUAUCUACAAUGCACUGUACAUUUACACUGUAAAUUUCAAAGAAUCGACACUGGAUUAUCUGCUUGUGAAAUCUUGCGUGAAAGGUUGCGUCAAUAAUCAAGCUGCAGCUGUUUCGCUUAGACAUGCAGACGGCAUACAUGGCAUGCGGCAUUGCGUAGCAACAUAGCAGGGCUGCAUGUUUUUGCAGUAUAAAAUUGUGUGGGUGGGUGUGUGUGUGUGUGCGUGCGUGUGCAUGUAAUAAAGGGUUGCAGAGGAAAUAUGCCACAGACUUGAAGACAAAAUGUGCCAGGUUGAAUAAUUAAGUUCUUUUCUUAAAACAAAUUUUACAUAACUUAUAUAGGAUGAUCAGGACCAGUGGACACAGUAAGUCUAUGCAAAAUUAUCGAAGGCAUACAAAUCAAUCUCUUUAAGGGAAAAAAAGAACAUUUGUAAGAUCCUUUUUAUACAGAAAUGUUACAAAUGCCCUCUGCCCCUACACAAAUGAAAAAACUGUAGUGCGAAACUGUAUACAGCAUAUGUGCCUUGCUUACAUCUGCCUGAAUACAUACCCUGCCGUAGCAACAGCUUCACUCAUUUGAUCUCGUUCAUUCAGCAUAAAUGCUCCACACCACACAGGCGUGUUUGAGCACAUACAAAGCAAAGCUACAUGACCUUGUGCAAUGGAAUGGCCAGUUCUGCAAACUUGCAUGUCCAGAGGAAUUUUGUACAAGAAAGUGUGAUUAAAUGCAGAGUAUGAAAGAGCAUAGCGGUCUCUCUGCAUGCCCCCUACAGCGCACAGCAGUUUAAUUAGCGAUAAUCGAACAUAUUCACAGGUAGAGUCAUCAUAAAAUAUACUGGCAUGCCACAUUCCUAACGUGGGGGGAAAAAAGCUAGGUCACCAGUUCCACAUGUACAAACAAUGUCUUCCAUUAACUGGAAAUUCUAGAAACCAUCUUUAUGAAAAUGACCUUUUUGCAUGUGUGGCGACUUCUCCAGAAAUGAAGAGUUCAUUAUGUCUAAUAGGGUCGCGCAAACAUUAUAUUCACGCUGAAUAUUGUUUAUUUUGGUAUACAAGUGGCUCAUGUAUUGGCACCUAUAUAAGUACAUGGGAGAUGUCACCUUUAAGUGAGGACCGAAAUGGAUUGUUGUUUUCUGUGAAACCAGGAAGUUAUAACGCAGUGGCAGUGACAUACAGUAGUAAGAUAUCACAGUAAGCCAUUUUCACUUUCCUUUACAUGCCUCACUAAAAAGGAAAUACAUAUUCUUCAUCCAUCAAAACACAAACAGUGUGGAGAGUUCAUCUAGAUGCGAGUACCAGGAAAUCAACGACAUGAGAGAUAUUAUGCUGACACAAGCUUGUUGCUAAUGUUUUUAUCCAAAUCUCGGUACGUGAAAAACGCAUAAUAAACAGUGGUGUCUUACCGUU
Messenger RNA from Anguilla anguilla (European eel), 7278 nucleotides. RefSeq names its product protein crumbs homolog 2-like. Gene Ontology annotation, cellular component: protein-containing complex; plasma membrane. Gene Ontology annotation, molecular function: calcium ion binding. NCBI's taxonomy places the organism in Eukaryota, Metazoa, Chordata, Actinopteri, Anguilliformes, Anguillidae. The record is from RefSeq and is a predicted model, not a curated record. Bases 211 to 4653 code for a protein of 1480 amino acids. The transcript is spliced from 13 exons. Gene Ontology annotation, biological process: establishment or maintenance of epithelial cell apical/basal polarity; heterophilic cell-cell adhesion.